AUGACGAAUUUGGGGAUGGUUUUCGGGACUAAAUCAACGAAAACGGCGAGAGUGAGCUUUAGAAUACCGUAUUUCACCAACUGGGGUCAGAGCCUGGUGGUAUGUGGUUCUGAGCCGGCGCUGGGGUCCUGGAAUGUGAAGAGGGGAUUGCUGUUGAAACCUGUGCAUCAGGAUAAUGAGCUAAUUUGGUGUGGAAGUGUCUCUGUGCCAGCUGAAUUCAGCUGUGAGUACAGUUAUUAUGUGGUGGAUGAUGAGAGGAAUGUGCUGCGAUGGGAGAUGGGGAAUAAGCGAGCACUCAUCUUACCUCAGGGGAUCAAUGGUGGAGAUAUCGUGGAGCUUCGAGAUCUCUGGCAGACUGGUGAUGAUGAUAUCCCUUUCAAAAGCGCCUUCAAAGAUGUCAUCUUUAACACAAGUUGCAAUCUGAAGGUUGAGAGGCCCUUAGGAGUACAGAAUAAGUUGGAGAAGGAAGAUUCCAUUCUUGUUCAUUUCAGGAUGUGCUGCCCGAACAUGGAGGAAGAGACUUAUGUCUACGUUAUUGGGAGUUGUGCAAAGUUGGGUUGCUGGAAGGUUCAGGAUGGGCUUAAACUUAGCUAUGCUGGAAAUUCUACCUGGCAAGCAGAUGUUGUGGUGCAAAAGGAUGACCUGCCAUUCAAAUAUCCUGAUAGAUGGAGCUUCUCUCUGGAAACUGGUGCAAAUAGGGAGCUAGUUGUUGAUCCCGCAAAUAUUCAACUAAAGUAUGUCUUUGUUUCCGACGGCAUGAUGCGUGCAAUGCCGUGGCGGGGAACUGGUGUUGCGGUACCUAUGUUCUCUGUGAGGUCAGAACUUGAUCUCGGUGUUGGAGAAUUCCUUGACCUGAAACUUCUUGUUGACUGGGCUGUGGAGUCUGGGUUCCAUCUAGUUCAGCUUCUACCAAUCAAUGACACCUCUGUUAAUCUGAUGUGGUGGGACUCCUAUCCAUACAGCUCACUAUCUGUAUUUGCCCUGCAUCCAUUAUACCUGAGAGUACAGGCACUUUCAGCUAAUCUACCGGAGGAGGUGAAGAAAGAGAUACAGGAAGCCAAGACAAGGCUUGAUGGAAAGAGUGUUGAUUAUGAGGCUAGUCUGGCUACAAAAUUGUCCAUUGCCAAAAAAGUAUUUGCUAAAGAGAAAGAUGUGAUACUUAACUCCAGAGCUUUUCAGGAAUUCUUCUUAGAGAAUGAGGAAUGGUUAAAACCGUAUGCAGCCUUCUGUUUUUUGAGGGACUUCUUUGAAACAUCUGAGCGCAGCCAAUGGGGUCGAUUUUCUGAGUUUUCAAAAGAGAAGCUGGAGAAGCUUGUCUCAAAAGACAGUGUGCACUACGACAUUAUUCGAUUUCAUUAUUAUCUCCAAUUCCAUUUACAUCUACAGCUGUCUGAAGCUGCAGAAUAUGCAAGAAAAAAAGGUGUGGUACUGAAGGGAGAUUUACCUAUCGGUGUUGACAGAAAUAGUGUGGACACGUGGGUGUAUCCCAACUUGUUCCGUAUGAACACCUCCACUGGUGCUCCCCCAGAUUACUUUGACAAAAAUGGACAGAACUGGGGUUUCCCGACUUAUAACUGGGAGGAGAUGUCCAAAGACAACUAUGGUUGGUGGCGUGCUCGAUUAACACAGAUGUCAAAGUACUUUACAGCAUAUAGGAUUGAUCAUAUACUAGGUUUCUUUAGAAUCUGGGAGCUUCCUGAUCAUGCUAUGACUGGACUAAUUGGAAAGUUCCGACCUUCAAUCCCCUUGAGCCAGGAAGAACUAGAGCGAGAGGGAAUUUGGGAUUUCGAUCGUUUAAGCCGCCCAUACAUAAAGCUAGAGUUUCUACAGGAAAAGUUCGGAACAUAUUGGGCAGUUAUCGCCUCGAGCUUUCUGAAUGAAGUGCAGAAAGGGUUUUAUGAGUUCAAGGAGGAUUGCAAUACAGAGAAAAAAAUUGCUUCCAAAGUGAAGACCAUGGCAGAAAAAUCACUGUUAUUAGACGGUGAAGACAAGAUAAGACGUGAUCUAUUUGAUCUCCUUAAGAAUAUAGUUCUAAUUAAAGACCCCGAGGAUGCAAAGAAAUUCUACCCGCGUUUCAACCUCGAGGAUACUUCAAGUUUUCAGGAAUUGGAUGAGCACAGCAAAAAUGUCAUGAAAAGACUGUACUAUGAUUACUAUUUCCAUCGCCAAGAAGAGCUCUGGCGAAAAAAUGCUCUGAAGACUUUACCCGUUCUCCUCAAUUCAUCAAACAUGCUUGCUUGUGGUGAAGAUCUGGGACUCAUACCAGCUUGUGUUCACCCAGUUAUGCAAGAGCUGGGAAUGAUUGGGUUACGCAUCCAACGUAUGCCUAGUGAACCUGAUCUGAAAUUUGGGGUUCCUUCUCAAUAUAGCUACAUGACGGUGUGUGCCCCAUCGUGCCAUGACUGUUCCACGUUGCGUGCUUGGUGGGAGGAGGACGCUGAAAGAAGACAGCAAUACUUCAAGACCAUAUUCGGUUCUGAUGAGCUGCCCCCCGAUACAUGCCUUCCAGCUAUUGCAAAUUUCAUCAUCAGGCAACAUGUUGAAUCGCCAUCAAUGUGGGCAAUCUUCCCAUUGCAGGACUUGUUAGCUCUAAAAGAGGACUACACAAAACGUCCUGCAAACGAGGAGACGAUCAACGACCCCACGAAUCCGAAGCACUACUGGCGAUACCGUGUACAUGUUACAUUGGAGACUUUGAUGAAGGACAGUGAACUGAAGUCCAUUAUAAAAGGUCUUAUUUCUGGGAGUGGAAGAUCACAUCCUGGCUCGAAGGAAACCGAGGGGAAAUCAAAGCAAGUGGCGAGCAACGGGAAAGUAGCAGGGAAGUAG
This is a messenger RNA of Linum trigynum, 2829 nucleotides long. Lineage: Eukaryota; Viridiplantae; Streptophyta; Magnoliopsida; Malpighiales; Linaceae. The record is from the annotation of a GenBank genome assembly.